Messenger RNA from Pipra filicauda (Wire-tailed manakin), 12359 nucleotides. RefSeq lists its product as uncharacterized. NCBI's taxonomy places the organism in Eukaryota, Metazoa, Chordata, Aves, Passeriformes, Pipridae. The record is from RefSeq and is a predicted model, not a curated record. Gene Ontology annotation, molecular function: lipid carrier activity. Bases 1 to 11358 code for a protein of 3785 amino acids. The transcript has 73 exons. Gene Ontology annotation, biological process: lipid transport.
AUGGCCAUGGGGUUGCACGCCAUCAUUUUACUCUGUGCUGUUGUGGCAGGAGCUUCAGGGAGAUCCUCAGAGAGUUUAAGUUAUGGAGCUUCUUGUUUUGCAGAGUGUGUAGGACACAGUGCAUGGUACUUCCCCAAAAGAGCUAGAUACAGCUACAGGUAUUCAGCAGUCACCAGCACAUUCCUGCAGGGAAGUAUUCACAAAAGAAGUGGCAUCUCUCUGGAGAGCACAGUGAUCAUCGAGGUAUUGGGGAAUUGCCAGAUGGUUUUGAAAGUGCAAGAUGUACAGAUUAAGAAAAGUUUUGCAUCCAGAGAGGAGCCUCUGAAGGAAAUAGACAGUCUAAGGGGAAUACUAGAACAGCAUCCUCUUCAUUUUUCUUUCCAUGAUGGGAAAGUUCUGAAGCUCUGCCCUGUGAGGAGUGAGCAGCCCUGGGCACUGAACAUAAAACGAGGCAUUCUCAGUGUCCUGCAGACAGCGCAAGCACCCGCUGCCGGUGCCGUUGUUGAGGAGGUGGAUGUUCUGGGAAUAUGCCCAACCAAGUACCAGCGAAAGGGUCCUGUUCUUGUAAAGACAAGGGACUUAAACCUCUGCUCUCAUCGACAUUCUGGUUUUACUUCUGUGCAGUCUGUUGUUCUUCCUCAUGUGUCGUCUGAGCAGCAGGUCCUGUCUUCCAAACUGGAAUGUGUUCAGAGCAUUAAGGAUGGAGUCCUGGCAGAGGCCAGAUGCACCGAGUCCGACCGUGUGACGCUGUUCCCUCAGAAGGGUGGUGGGACAGACACACAGACACAGUCCUCGCUGCAGCUCCUUCAGGUGGAAGCAGACACACUGCACAAAAAAGUGGACUAUGAGGAUCUGUACGUUACCAGCAUUCUCUAUGAAAGGGAAGAAAUGGAGAGGGAGGUCAAAGGAAGGGAAGUGACUGAACUGGUGUGGAAGCUUUGCUUAGCACACAGUGCGAGUUAUGAGACUGCAGGCCUUUUCAUGACCCUCGUGUUUGAGCUCCGACAUCUCUCUCUUGAGGCCUUAAGAGCACUAUGGCAAAGAUCUUCAUUUAAGUGCAGAGACAACUGGCAACCAUUAAUAGAUGCUCUCCCAUCUUGUGCUACAGAGGCAUGUGUUGUCCUAAUGAAAGAACUUGUGGCUUCUGGAGAAGUCGAGGAAGACAAAGUAGAACAUUUCUUCUGGUCAUUUGCAUUCAUUCCUAAGCCCACCUCGGGCAUGAUUGAAUCUCUCGCUCCUUUGCUGGAGUCACCCAGAGCAAGCCAGAGCUGCUUCUUGGGAGUAACUGCUCUCCUACACAGGUUUUGUUUAGCUCACAGCUCCUGUGAUGAUGUACCUGCUGUGCAGGGUGUGCUGAGGAUUCUUGGGAAAUUUUUGGGAGGAAACUGCACUGUGCAAGAUUCAGAACAUCUCAGUGAGAUGCAGCUGGUGUUAAAAGCCGUCGGAAACGCAGGACUGGCAGCGGCUUCGCUGGCUCCUGUUCUGAGCUCCUGUGCUUCCCUGAGCAGUAAUCCCAUGGAAAUCCGCCUAGCUGCUAUCCAGGCCUUCAGGCGCAUUCCCUGCUCUGUCAGGAAUGAUAUUUUAGUUCAGUUAUAUCAAGCAACCAGCGAAGAUGUGGAAAUAAGAAUUGCUGCUUAUUAUAUGGCAAUGAAAUGUCCACAUGAAGAGUUAUUUAAACAAGUACAAAAGACUUUGCUGAAAGAAACAUCCAGCCAAGUGGGCUCCUUUGUUUGGAGUCACCUCUCUCAGAUCCUGGAGACAGAUGAUCCACUGAAGGAGCACCUUCGAGAUUCUAUUCCUGAUGAAAUCCUUAGCAGAGAUUUUGAAAGGGAGGCAUGGAAAUACUCCUCAUAUUCUGAUGUCACGUUCCACUCAGCUGGUGCGGGUGCAAAUGUGGAAGCAUCAGUGGUGUUUUCUCCUGCAUCUUUUCUACCACGCUCAGUCAUGACAAAUCUGACCGUUCACCUUAUGGGACAGGCUGCAAAUCUACUGGAGGUUGGCAUACGAUUGGAGAAUGCUGAAAGUCUGGUACAGAAGGUUUUGGGGCAGAAAUCUGCUUCUUUCAGUGACUAUUUUUUUGGAACCACUAAUGAAAGAAACCACAAAUCAGAAAACCCAGUGGAAACAGCAGAGAAGGUCAAGCAGAGGAAGCUGAAUUUGAAGCGAUACAGCCCCGCUGAUCACCUCAUGACCAAGAGUGGGAGGCCAAAGUUGAGAAAAACAAGCCAGAAUUGUCUUGGUAGAAAGUACAGUAAAAUGAGUGAGUUAGUCAAAAAGUUCACUGAGAGAACGGUGAGAAAGGAGACAUUGAAAUGUGAGCUAAGCAUGAAGAUCUUUGGAAAUGAACUUACCUUCUUAGAUUGUGAAGAUUUAAGAAAACAAAUGAAGCAUUAUUCCUUAAAUCUGGCUGAGUUGGCUGUCAAACUUCUGAAGGGUCAGGAGGUCCAGUUUAAUAAAAGGAUGAGUUUGGCCACUGAAGAAUUGCAGUUUCCAGCAAUUUCAGGCUUUCCUGUUCAGCUGGCAGUCAAUGCCUCGGCAGCAGUCAACAUAAAAAUCAAAGGGAAUGCGGAUUUCAAACAACACUCAAACUUCUUUCUGAACGGGUAUAUCAAGCCAAGUGCAUUUGUUCAGCUUUCUGUGCACAUGGGAACUGUGGGGACUGUGGGACAAGCUGGCCUAGGCUGGCUAACAGGAAUGAGGACAUCUACUAGUCUUGAUGGGGGAAUCCAGGUGAAAAAAGGGCAAGAGCUCAAAGUUUUCUUGAACACUCCAGAAGAAUCUAUGGAGAUAAUUAAUUUCAGCUCUAAACUCUACUUCAGAGGGGUGGAUGAGACAGAAGAGAGAGAUGUUUUCCAAGACCACACAGACACCCGAUCUUGCACCAGGGAGGAAGUGUCAGAGAUUCUUGGCUGGCAGCUCUGUUCUGAAAUGUCAUACCCUGCCCUAGCCAGUGGUUUGGUUUUCCCCCUCACUGGACCUUCGAGAGUGGCUGUCAUAUUAACAAAGAAAGACAGAGGCCUGCAGCAGUACGUUGUGGAAGCUGCAUAUAACUAUAUCCCUCAGGAGAAUUCAUGGAUCCCAAAUGAAGCUGUCUUUCGCUUCUUCAUUGGGACUCCAAAGUCAGACUUGAAAAGGGAUGUUGGUGUUGAUCUCAGUUUUAGUGUCCCACAGAAGAAACUCAGAAUCCAGUUUAUACAACCUAAGAGAAAAAUCGAGAUUGAUGGUAAGAUUGAGUUUUCUAAAAAUUCACGAAUUGGACACCUGGAGCUGAUAGUGGAUGACCGAGACGUGUAUUACAUUAAGGGAAUGACAGAUUUGCAGGUGCUGAGUGGAGAGCAGAGAUACAUGACCCAGCUGGAGGUAAAGCUGAUAAAGCAAAGCAGUCCUGUCAUUCUGUCAGGAAACAUCACUAAACAGCUUGGCAAGAAGAUAGCUUUCUCAGUAUCCCUGAAUAAUUUAUUGAAGGAUGCUGCAUUUCUUUCAGCACUUCUGGAGAAAAAGGUGGAUGAUAAGCUGAGACAAUACUCUUUGGAAGGGGAGACCUGCCUUCCAGGCGUUCUUGGAGCUCACGUCAUCGCUCUUCUCCAGCAACAUGAGGGCCUGUGGUCUCACAGUUUGAGGAUAAAGUAUGGGAUCCUAGGAGAGGCAAAAAAUCCUCGUCAUGAAUGCAGUAUGAGGCAAAAUAUUAAAGUGGAGACAGGUGCACAUGGAGUGUACAAAGUGGAUAUUGGGCACGAAUUUCACUGUGUGCAGACUCCAACCUACAAUCACAAGGUUCACCUGAAGCAUGAAGCGGGUGCAUCUUGGCUUUCUUCCCAAAUGGAAGUGAAUUAUGGGAAACACUGGGAUGAAAAAAACAACAAGAAGAAACUGCUGAUCAGCCAAGCAUUUAAGAACAGUUCCAGUCCAUCUGUAGUCAGCUAUUUCAUGGAGUUUGCCCUGCAAGUCCUGGAAAAGCAGGUGAAUUACAGAACCCAGCUGCAGCACUUGCACACCUCUAAGGUGUAUUUGCAGAGCAGCACCAACUUUGAGGUGCAGUACAAUGACCACAUGCCAUUUGUGGCUGGGCUGCAGUGGAAGGACGCAUCCAGAAAUGGCCUGAAGAAGUGGGAAGGUGGGUUAAAUCUAGACAUCCCAUGGCUGUAUCUGUAUGCAGCUCACAAACUACAUCAGCCUCAGAAUUCUGCUUAUUUACUGACCACCGAGCUGACAACUGGAAAAGCUCUCUCCAUUAAGAAUCUCGUAGUGGAACUGUUCUAUAAAGAUCAAGGCAAUGAAAAGGAAGGCAAAGUUCACAUUUACACACCAGCUACCACAUACCUGCAGGCAUCCACAUUUAAUCGUCUCGGGAGGAAUGUUCUGCAUAGCUAUGGUGAAAUGAUCUCUCUGUGGAAUCAGCUCGUGAAGAAUGAGAUUCAUUUGGAGAAUAAUGAACGAGCCAAACUUCUCUGCUUUAAGAUAACAAGUACAAAACAGGAAUUUAACUUCACAGCCAGCUAUCAGAAUCUGCCAACGCCAAAGAAGACAAACCUUUCUGUGAAGAUUGUAUGGAGAGAUUAUAAAAGUCUGCCUGUCAUACUGCAGUUGGAAGGUCAGAUAGAGGAGCUGAAGAAGGAGAAGAUGCUCUAUCAGAAACGUGGAAUCCUCCAUUUCAGGCAUCCUUUUAAAGUGCCCUUUCUGCAGAGCUUCCUUCUACAGGAGACUUUUACUGUUGACAAAAAGCAAAAGCACUAUUUCAUGGAGACAAAGGUUUUGAUAAAUGGGGUUGAGGAAACAGUUCAAACUCUUAUACUUGGUUACCAACCUGAAAACCCCUAUAUUUGUGCUGGCCUAACUCAUCCUUAUAACCACAAGUUGUUCCCCAAAGAUGUUGAAAUAUGCAUUUUAACUCUAAGUCAUCAAAAUGUGAAGAAUGAAUUUGAGACUAUCUUGAAGGUGAAUAAGGAAGAUGUCCUCAGCUUUCUAGGGAGGUAUCAGAACAAAUCCAGUGAGGCUGAUUUUAGACAUCUUUUGCACAUGGAUAUGACACAGUCAUUCCAGCUUGAGUUUCCACAGGCAAUGGGCCUCAGUGGGGAGCUGUUUUCUAGGCAGAACAAACUGGAACACUUUGACUGUGGUGUGAGUGUAAAAGCCAUCAUCAACAAGAACGUGUCUUCACAGGCCCAGGCAGCCCUGAGGAGUUAUGGUGAGAGCAACUUCAAUGGCUCUCUUCACCUUCACUCCAGUGGAAGGGACAUGCUGAUGCUGGAGCUCGAUGUGAACAAUGAAAACAGGAAGAAUGGCAGAGCUGUUGCACUGAGGGCUUUUCUCCAUCAGACAAUCCUGACAAACCCAGAAUCAAUACAGCUGCAGCUCAUUGGCAAAAUGUUUCCAUCAAGAACUGUGGUUAUUUCUGUCCCAAAGGACUCUCUCCACAGUAAUAACUUCUGCCUGUUACAGAAUGGCAGUCUGGCAAUCCCAGUGGGGGCAAGACUGAAAGGGCACCUGGAGCUGAGUAAAGAGAUGAAGAGGGGGCUAGCCAGCUUCCAGGUGGAUGAGAAGGCUCUUUCCGUGGAUUUUUUCAAUAUCACGAGUCAUGGGCACAGCAGAGUCAGUGGGACUUUCACACAUAACAUCGACUUCUUAAAAAAUGCAGGAUUGCCAUGGGAUGGCAUUCUUACUGCCAGGUGUGAGCGUGGCACAGGGAAUCACACUGUUGCUGUAGCCCUGCAGAGUGGCAGGGAAGGGAUUACUGUUGAGUUUGGAGGGCACAGACUGGCCACAGAACCUCCUAAAUCCCAGCUCUCUGUGAGCUUAAAGCACAACAUCUCAAAGAUAAAGGAACAAGGGAUCCCUUUUAUUGUAGAGGCUGCUGGCUAUUAUGAGAAUUUCACCACAAAGAUUGCUGCAGGGAUAACAACCACAGUGGAGAAGGAACAGCUCAAAAUUGAAAUAGAGAAGGAAAUCACUGACAGUGCUGUGGAAAUUUCUCUCUCACUUCACCAUGAUGUGGGAGGACUGAUGGACAUUGUUCCACGUGUACUAGAGGUUUCUUGCAGUGGAGAAUCUGCUAACAAACAACUUUCUGGCCUUUGCAAUGGUGCAAUUGCAUUUCAUCAUUUUGAGACUCCAGCAAGAGUUUCACUGAAUGGGUCAAUGUUUACCAGCAACUUUACUGUCAUCUUCUUGGGACAUGUUUCCUUUCAUGACACGUUUGCCUGCCUGCAGCUCCACGCCACUGCCAACAUCCAGCCUCAUCUGGAAAUCCAUUUCCAGCAUUCUUUGCCUUCACUUCAUUCUCUGGGGAUUGCCAGAGAGAACCAAGUGAAGGUGUCAGCCCUGAGAAGUGACAAGUAUAAGGGCAUCCUUGGUGUUGUCCUUGGGCCUUGCAGUCUGAAAGCUGAUGGAGAAGUGAACCUGGCAAGCAAUCAAACACAGUGGGUACUUACUGUCAGGAACAAGUGUGUCAGUCUGGAGGAGGUGGGAUUGCCUCGUGCAGUGGUCUUUGGGGGCUCAUUUCAACAGAACAUCUGCAACGUGGGCUUGUUAAUGAACCUCCAGUGUGAUGGCAGAACAGUUGAUGUGCAGAUAGACACUUCCUGCCAACACGAAUACACACUCCAAGGGAUGCUCAGGCACUCACUUCCCUGGCUCAGUCAGCUUGGGCUCCCUUUGGAAAACUCUGUCUUGUUCUCUGCAGCCACAGACUCUGCCACAGAGAGCAUUUUGUUGCUGCAGGCUGGCAGAUGCAGACUUAAGGCUAGAGGAGAUCUCUGUAUUCAGGAUAAAGCUGAAUGGACACUGGAAACAGAAUCAGAAUGUCAACUUCUGCAGGAUCUCAGUUUCCCAACUCAGUCACGGCUCACAGGAUCCAUUCAGAAAGACAAGUGCCAAGCAGAGCUUCUCUCAGUCCUGGAAACAGAAGGCAAAACUGCCCAUCUUGAAGUGAGAGCAGAGUGCAAGCCAAAGAUUACACUGGAAAUUCAGUUCAGGCAUGACCUCCCCCAGCUGAAGGAAAUCCCAAGGGAAAAUGAGCUGUCCAUCACUGCACGGAAACAGCUGAAAUAUUUCCUUGGAAUAGGAAUGAAAGUGGGUGCUUGUGAGCUUCAAAUGAAUGGGGACUUUGACCCUGAAAAGAAGCUUCAGUGGAAAAUGCUUAUAGAAAAUAAAUGCCAAACAAUUCAGGACCUUGGAGCACCAAUGAAAAUUGAUGGGUCAGGCUACAUUUUGACGGAUAAAAUGAACCUGGAUUCACAGACAUUGAUCACUGUUGAUGAAAGUAAAUUCCAAGGACUCCUGAUACUCAAAGUCACUGAUGAAAGGCAAGAGCUGGAUGCAGUGCUAACCCACAACAUUCCAGGAGCUGCUGACAUUGGCAUUCCUAUGAAGAUGUUAAUUGAUGUGAUAUCAGAAAAAAACAGUGACUUCUAUAAAAGAUUUAUUCAUUUCUGUGUGAACAGCAAGCAAAUUACAGAAGAACUGAACUUCGUCCAGAAGUUGGAUGUUGUGUCUCUUAACUACAAACUCACUCAUAACUUAGAGGUGCUGAAGACUUUGCAAAUAAAAGACAGGAUUGAGCUGCAGGCUAUCUUGAACCUGGAAGUCACCAAGAGCUUUAGUAUGAAAGUGCUUUAUGGUACUCACCUAACAGUGCUUGAAGGACAAAUCCAGGAGUUUGAAACAAGUACCAACAUAACAGGGAAUUUCCAUCACACUUUGCCAUGGCUGCUACAAGCCAGAGUCCCACCAUCUUUACAGGUAGAUGUGGUUUUUCAAGGGAGAAACACUACUCAAGAAAGAUAUGUACAUAUUGCAGCUGGAGAAACAUCAAUCACAUACAUAAUAAACUCCUAUUAUGUUGGUCACCAAGUGGAUAUCUUCUGCCAAAGUGUACACAGCAGUGAGGUACUCCAGGCAGCUGGUUAUCCUAAGGCAAUCAACUUGAUUCUCAACUUACAGGAAUCAGAAAACAAAGCCAAGACUGUCUGUGAAAUCCAAUAUGAUGAGAAAGAUAUAACUGUGACUGUGGAUGUUGGCACAGACUUUCAACUCUUCGGUGUAUUUGUGUUCAUGGCAGAGGUGAAGCAUUCCAUAUCACUUCUCCAUCAUCUGGGACUUCCCUUCUUUCUUAAGGUGACAAUUCAGGAAGUCCUGACUGAAAAUGAAACUGCAGGAGCUCUGAGGCUGACCUAUGAACAAAACACGAACUUCUCCUUUGCCAUCAGUAGGAAAACAGACCAGCAAGGUGGGCUACAUUCUGCCCCUGGGAUGCACACAGAUUUUUCACUGAGGUCAAAGGUGCUCUUUGGUCUCCUCUACCUUUGUGUGAAUGCAUCAAAAACUGGGAGCUGGGUAAAUUAUGAUAUGAGUGAAGCAAAAGGCAAACUCUGCCUCAGGAUGGAAAAAAGGGAUUUUAAUGUUUCAGCGAAGCUCACUUUGACUGGAACCAGCUACACCAAUGCCCUUGAAAUAGUACAGACCAUGUCCCAGUUAAAAAUGGUUCCAAGGCAGCUUGUGUUUAUGACUGUUUACCAAAAGGGCAACAGGACACGUAUGUUGAGGCACAUUGCUCUGUGGGAUGGCAAAGAGACAAAGGUAACAGGCACUUACACUGGACUCUUCCCAAAGUUGCCUGGAGGUCACAACAUUCAGGUGGAACUUUUCCAUCCUCUCUCCAUCCCUUUCCCACGGCAUGCCAGGGUCAACUUAUAUGUGAAACAUUCGGCACGUCAUCACCGGGAUGAUCUUACUGUCAUUUGGAAUGAGGAGGACCAGAUAUCAGUGUCAUCUUCUCUGAAGUUUGGAAGACACCGGACAAACUACAGAGCCACUGUUGCCCACCCAUUUAAUUACACCCUGAAGCAACUGGAGAUCCAUUCCCUGUCAGAAAGAAGGGGCAGAAAGUACAACCAGCAGCUGCAGCUGGCAGGGAAUGCUGGGCAGCCUGCUGACAUCCGACUGACCCUGGAAGAUAAAUCCAAGGUGGACAUCACCGCCUGGGCGGGCUGUGUGACACUCUCUGCAGGCCAGCUUCAGAGAAUAUUAAGUAUGGAACACCUGCAUGCAUGUGGGUCUCUAGAGCAAAAAUCAAUACUGUUUAAUGAAUAUCUAGAUCUGAACUGGGAUGACAAGAAAAUCAAACACAAUUUAACAUAUGAGAGAAAUCAAUUCUUGUAUCGUGAUAAAUUCCAGUUAGAAGCUGUCCUAGAAAAUAUUUUCCUGACCCCAUGCACCAAACAGAAGAUUCUGGGUAAAAUAGAAACAAACUACUGCUCUUCCCUGGAUCAUUACACAAGCUUUGAGCUCUGUGACCUUCGAAAUGUAAUUGUUUUAUCUGGAAAACACCAGCUCAACAAAGAUAACAUCAUUUUGCAGUCAGAGGGCAGAUUCCACCUUGGCGAUCACAGGACAGAUGGGGGGUUGAUUGGAGUAUCCAUAAAGAACCAGAGCACUGCUGAUGUGAAGAACUAUUCUAUGGAAAUUGAUUUAAGAGCCUUUGAAGAUAUUUGGCUAGGCCUGGCAGGAACUGCUACUUCCUCAUCUGUCCAGAGCCAAAUCCUGGUGGAGGGGAAUAUUGAUCAGAAAGAGAAAGUAAAAGUGGCAGCUUCAAAGGGAAAGGAGUGCAUUCAGUACUACCUGGGGUAUCUGAAAGGGGAUUUGGAAGAAGGAAUGGAAGUCAGUGCUUGUUCUGAUGGGCAGGAGAUGGCUGCCAUUAACACCUAUCUCAGCAUCAAUGGAGAAAGGCAGGAAAACACGGGACAAGUGACUCUAGCAGCUGCUAAUGGAAGCUUGAGUUUUCUGGCUCAUGGAUGCGGGGAUCCAGUUCUUAAGGCUGAGUACAAGCUUAAUGAAAUUGGGAGUCUUUUGAAAGCCAAACUGAUGGAAAAGAUAAAGAAGUUUGAUGGAUACAUGCGGAGAUUCAGGAGAUCAGUGCAGCAAGUUGGUUUCCUGUCUGAAGCAGCUGGCUGGCCUUCCACAGCCUUGCAGAAGGCAGCAGGAUUCCUGCUCAGCGGGGGCAGAGCUGUCGCCCAGGCGUGGAAGCAAAGCGGAAUCGGGCAGAUCCUGAGGAGCAAGGUCCCGCUUUACCUGGAUAAAGUUCAAGGCAUUGUCCAGCAAAUGCAGAAUGAAUUACAAAAGCCACUAGCAACUUUGAAGGAUGCCUACUAUGACGUAACCUUGAAGCCACUGGAUGAGGUCUGGAAAGAGAAGACAGAAGACUACAUGAAGAAAAUCCAGGCUUUUUUACCCAAUAUUGUAAAGGAUGCAUGGCUCAUGGAACCAAUCCAGCUGGCAUUAAAGGUUGUGAAAGCAGCCUUGGAUACGACCACACAGCAGAUGUUCAGGUGGGCAGAGGCCACAUUUUCCAGAGCUGUGAGGAAGAUCCGGAAGCCCUUGCUCAACCUGUACAGUUUUUCAGCCAGGAACUGUUCCGUGGCAAUAAAACUGCCAGUACUGCCCAAAGGAGACCACUCCCUACAGCUGGCAAAUGUUCCUACUUAUCUCGUUGGAGAGAAAAUAAUGAGGCCUCUGCAAGACCUCUACAAAAUCAACAUCCUUGCGGAGUAUUAUAGAUUCAAACGGAGGAUGGUGGAGAGUCCCUUUGAAUAUCAUGCUCUGUUAGUGGGGACCAAGCAUCUUGUGACUUUUGAUGGAAAAAUUUAUGAUUUGGCAUCAAAGUGCAGUGUACUCCUUGCCAAGGAUUUUGUCCACAAUGCUUUCACUAUAAUACUAAGUGAGGAAACCAGUAACUCAAGAUCACUGUAUGUGGAGAUGAACCAGACUGUGAUCAGUAUCCACCCAAGACUGAAGAUCUCCAAGAUGUUCUCCUUUACAGAAGAGAACUGCCAAGUACUGGAUAAAUCACUUGAAAAGAACACCACUAAUUCAAGGAGAGAAACCAACAAAAUAGAAAUAUCUAAUCAGAAAGGAGUUUCUCUAUCCUGUGACUUUCAGUAUGAUCUCUGUACUGUCACUCUGGCUGGGUGGCACCACGGUAUCUCAGCUGGGCUUUUUGGUACCAAUGAUAAUGAAGCUGGAAAUGAAUGGAUGCUUCCUAAUGGUUCCUUCACUGACAACGUGCAAGAGUUCACACAGAGCUGGCAGGUGAACAAGUGCAGUCUUGUACCGAAGAAAGAGAAGUCAUGUCCAAUUACAGGCAAGCAAAACAUCUGCAAAGUGUUUUUUGAAGAACCACAUUCACUUCUUAGGAACUGCUUCAAAGUUGUGGACCCCGAGCCCUUCUACACCAUGUGUACACAGGACACCUGUGAGUCCCCGGCCCUGGGGGCUGCCUGCAGCUCAGCAGCAGCUUUUGUUCAUCUGUGCAACCGGAAUUUUGUCCCUGUGGAAAUCCCUCCACAGUGCUUGAGCCUGUUCUGAAUGGCACAUACCAGCCCUGGAGAUGGAAGAACCCUUUCAGCACCCUAAAAUAGAAGUUAUUUUAGGUAGACAAGCUAGAGGCAGGAGCAGAACAGUAGCAGUGCAAAUGCAUUAGUGUUAGACAAUGAAUAUAAUGAAGCACAUAUAGUAUAAAAGAAAAGCUUUCCACCAGAACCCCUGAGGGCAAGAGGAAUUAUUUCAGUAUACUGACAAGAAACUAUAAUCAACCAAAGGAAAUUGAACAUAAUAGUAUCAAUUACUUUAAAAGAAUUCUCCCAUUCAGUGGCAAAAUUGUGUCUCCACAAGCCUUGAACCAUAGCAUAAAUACAUUUAAAAGCUGACAAAAGGUCUCUUCCAGCUCAGAUUAGUACAAGUAGAAUACUUUGUGAAAGCAGCAUUAUCAGCUUUGAGUCAGCAGAGAUGCUGACUUCUUUUUUCUCCAGAAAUGAAACUCUGCUGUUCAGCGGUUCUGGACAAAGUUAUCUUUUUUUUUUUUUUUUUCCAAGGGAAGUGCUCCAACACACGAGAGCUACAGUACAAAUAAGAUGGUUAAAUAAUUGAAAGCACUUGAUAAUUUUCUCAUUUUUUAUGCUGGCUGAUUUUUCACUUACUAACGUAUACACUGUUAAAUGAGAAACACCCUUCUUGGUAUCUGUGUACCAGUUUCACGUUCUCCCUUUGUGCCUUUAGAAGCCCUUUCUCAGAAAUCAGCUGAUGUGUUUGGAAAGGGUGAUUGAUAUCUAUCCAACCCAUAAAGUAGCCUUAAGGUGCUAUAGCUGUUGUUGUGUGAAAACGUCUUAUCUGUUAAAUCCUUUUCUAUAUUUUAAGUCUAUUGAUUAAAGAAAUUCAUUACCUUUCUCCACCUGUACCUGGAAGGCAGCUAUUCCUCAGCAAAAGGUUAACACUGCAAAAUCCUUCCCAUGUCUUUACAUAACAUGCAAACGUUGAAAUAAUGGUGUUCUGAACUAGGAGAUAAUGCUAAUAAACAUUUGACUUCCUUA